AUGGUGGUUAAACCUGGAACGCACCAAGUGUUCAACAUAGAUCAUGUCAAGUCAAAAGCUGUCUAUAAUCUGAUAACUCAAUUGAUACACGAGGUGAUAUAUGAAUAAAACCUAGUGUAAUUUAAAAAAAAAAUUGAAACAGGUAACCAAUAUAACCGAAACAUUUCCUCUGGAAAAGGGUCAAACCGCUGAGGAUCUCGUUUUGGCCGUUGAGAAAAGCACUGGCCGUUUUUUGCAUUUUGGCGAUCAGGCAAUAGCGACUGUUCCGGUAACUCAAGAAAAUCAUCAUGUAAUCGAUGACCUUAGAAGAGCUCUCGAUGCUGUUCAGGAUACAGGUUUGUAAAAAAAAGCCUCAAUUGAAAAUAUUUUCAUUUAAAGGUCAAAAGAUGUUGGAAACUGGUAGAAACUUUGUCCGCGACUCGACUUCUUCUCAGAAAAGAGCAACGGCCAUUGGAGUUGGCAGACAGUUUUUGAAUGUAACUUUGAAGUGGAAAUUCGCGAAAAACAUUAUAUUUCAGGCUGUCGCUUACUUUCUUAUCAUUGCCGAUGCGACUGACGUUCAGAUCAUUGUAGAGAAGCUUGAAAAUGUUAGUUUUUUGAAGGGAAAAAAAGGAUAAUUUUUCCUUUAAGGUUCGAGAUUUGAUGAAUAGCCUGGCAAAAGCUGAAUCCAAGGCCGAAGUAGAAGAAAUUUAUCGAAUUCUUACAGCUCAAAUUGAGGAUUUGGAUAUCACAAUCAGGUUUUUUUUUUACUUUUUUUUUGUUUUCAUACGGUUUUGUUAGGAAAAGAAUUGCUGAUUUGAUCGAACAAAGCCAAAAAGACAAUCUUUUGGCGGCUCGAAGCGUUUUGCGCUGCACGGCUCCAUUAGUCUACGCCUCCACCAAGGUUUUGGAAUUCUAAUUUUUCAAAUUUUGGAUAUAAAACGAAUAUUUGAAGGCUUACGUACGUCAUCCCGAACAAGAUGAAUCUCGAAGGAAUCGAGAUUAUUCUCACAGAGAAAUGCUCGACGCACUCGAUCUGAUGGCCAGAAUGCUUCGAGGUCAGUUGGGAAUCUCUUUCUCUCAAACUUUUGUGGAAAUCAAAACUUUUAUUGAGUUUCAUUCUAUUUCUGCGAAUUAAUUUUGUUUUUUCCAAUCAGUAUAGACUUUUUAUUUAAUUUCUAUGAUACGACUUUUUGAAACCUUUCUCUGUGUUCAUUAUCUAAUUUUAUGCAUUGACUUCCACCAUCUCUUUUGGAAAAAGUGGGAACUCUGUUUUAUGUCUUUAAUUUUUUUAGCUUUAUUUUUUCAUUAUGUAACUCUCGAAUAUACUUUUUAACUUCUGUUUUUUUGGGUAGCUUUUCUCAAAUGUUUGUGAUUUGUAUCUUGACUUUGUCGUAAUUAAUUUUUAACACUUCAUAAAAAUCGAAAUGUCAAUUUUUUUUUUCAAUAGUUUUUUUUCCAGGAGAAGAGCCGGAAGGUUCUUUUGCCUCUCACGGAAGAAUCGGCGACCUCGUCAAUGAAAUAGAUUUGUUCCAGGUUUCUCAUUACUUAUUUUUGUCUAGAAAUUCUGUUCUCUGAAGAUGCGAGUGGAAAUGGAUCCCCAGUCGUAUAGAAGAGAAGUCCACCGACCGGAAUUGGAAGAGUUGGCCGAAAGAAUCGUCAGUGGCUCUGCCGCCAUCGCCGACGCUGGUUAACUUUCAUAUUUACUAUUGAGAAAAUUGAUCCCAACCGGUUAUAUUCGGAAGAAAAUAUAUUUAUUUAAAGAUUCAACUCGAGAAUCGCGGAAACAGAAAAUCGUUGCGGAGUGCAAUAAUUUGCGACAAGCGCUCCAAGAACUUCUCACCGAGUACGAGAAAAGCGUAUGUUCAUUUUGAUUUUUAAAUUUUCAUUUCUAGUUUCUUUCUCACUCACAUUCUUUGCUUGUCUUUCAACUUUUAAACUUUGGGAUUUGAGUUUCCGCUCUCCAAAGAAAUUCGAAAAAUACUUUCUCUUUCUUUAUCCCGAUAGUUUUUGAUUGCAGAGUAAAAAGUUUUUUUUUUCAAAUGCAUGGUUUAUUUCGAAAUUUUACUCACUACUUUAUUUGUAGCGUUAUAAUUCAAAUUUCUGGAUUCUAAGAUUUUUUAAAAGUAAGCACUUGAAUUGAAAGCACCUAGUUGUUGAGGACAUAUUUACUUAAAUUUUUUUGAGAAAAAUGCGGUUCUUGAUCGAAAAAAAUAUUUACUUUUUAUUUUAUUUUUUUGUUGCUAUAUAUAACCACCAUGAAUAUUGUAUUUGUUUCAUUACUUUUUUUGGAAACAGUGAGUUAUCCGAACUGAACUGAAUUGUCUGCAAGUCAGUUUUCUGUAUUUUACCAUCCUUGCAAUAUAUGUAACUUGUAGAAUAGUUUCCUGUUUUCGUUGAACAAUCAAAUAAAAAAAGAUCGGUAAUUGAGAUAGUUUUGAUGAUGUUAAAUUUCCCUGGUUUAGAAAAAAAGAGUGAAUUGGUUUUUAUUAUUUUUAUUGUCUUUUGAACACCUAAAAGGUAAUCCAUUGAAAUCCUGUCUCUCUUGAAUAGGCCACUGAUUUUUUUGUUCUGUCGCCCGUUUGUGCAAUUAUGUCUCGCGCAUUCAUAAUUGUCCGGUGGGUCGAUCGGGGCCAACGACAUUGGUUAUGGAACGUUCGCUAUUUACCACUGACUCACUGCCAUUGAUGCCAUCUAAUCUCCGCGAGGAGGCCCUCUUCCCCCUCUCUUGUGCGCCCAAAAGUCGAAUUCUCACUGCUCACAGGGCGGUCAGAGCCUGAGCCAGCUUUUUGGUUUUCAAAAAAUCUCAAAGAAAAGUUGUUCCUUCAAAAAAACAUGUCAGUGACAUGAUGCAAAAUUGUUUUUCUUUUUUUCUAUAUAAAAAUUAUGAAUUUUUUUAUAUAAAAUUAUGAACACUGUUUUAAAAUUAUAUUUCAAUUUACCGCUAGAUGAAAAGACAAAAAUAUAAGCAUUUUUAUGAGUUUUUUGUUCAGGAAUCUUAGCUUUGAAAGUGAUAUAAUAUUAAAACUUGCGCGUAACUUUUUUGUAGGUCUGAGUCAGUCAAAACUUCGUGACUUUUUGUGUAUAUUUCACGAGAAAUCUUGCAAUUCUCUGCUUUUUUUGGUCAGUUCUCUAAGAGGGGGGCCGGCCAGUGGACAAUGCGCAGGCACUUGAGAAUUCUCCUCGCGGGCUUUUCCGCGUUUUUCCCACAUGACCUGAAAAUUGGAUUUGGCGGAUCCCUAAUGAAUUUUUGCGGUUGGAAGCCCAGUGUUCAGUAUAAGUAUUUGAAGAGAGGACGUUAUGAUGAGAACGACGACAUCCCGCUGGGAAUCGCCGAGGUUCAUCGCAAAGCAAAGGACUUGCGAAGGUGGGUGAGAACCGAGAAAGGGAAAGUUUAGAAUUGAAGAGUUGGGAAGGAAAAAACGGAAAGUUAAAAGGUCUCCAAACUAUUUCCAAUGAACUCUCUCAGUUUGAAAAAAGGCCUUCAUCAGCUGCAAAAUGUGCGCUCAGGGUUUAAAACCAGCGGUAAAGAAGGGAGGGAAGACAAGAGAAAAAUGGAAUAAGUUAAGAAUUUUACAGUUUUGGACUUUAUGGCUUUGGUCGACAAGAUCAAAAAAUGAAUGUAGUCUUUGUUUCGAAGUGAGAAAUUCACUAGAAAGAAAUCAAGAGGAUGAGAAGGAAUUGUAAAAAAAGUUCUUUUUCUCGCUUUUCAAAACUGAUAUGAAUUCAAUCAAUUUUUCGUUUUUUUCAAUUUCUCGUUUUUCAUGUAAGUUCAAACGUUGGUUUUUAUUGUAUAAGAUCCAAUUUCUUUUUUUGUUAGUUGUUUUUUUUCUAUUUCGACAAAAGUCCCUUCGAAAAAAAGUAGCAGGAAGGAAAAAGAUGCACUUCCUCGUUUUUUUUUUUUGACGUUAAUUCGUUCAGACACUUGCGUCGAGCCGUCGUUGAUCACAUCAGCGACGCUUUUCUGGACACAAAGACGCCCUUGAUGCUGCUCAUCGAGGUGGCCAAGUGCGGCGAUCCGGAAGAUACCCAACACAAGGCUCAUCUUUUCCGCCAACACGCCAGCAAACUCAUUGCGGUACCUUGAAAGGAAAAGGUGUGAAAUCACGAAACGACUGCAGGUGUCGCGGUUGGCGUGCAAAAUGUCGAGCGAUACGGAAGGCGUCAGCGUGAUUCUGCAUACCGCUGAACAACUCGAAAAGUUGGCCCCUGAGGUCGGUUCGAAAGAAGUUUAUAGAAGAGUCAUUUCUCGCAUAUCAGACUUUACAAAACAUGGCUUGAAAGUUGUGGUGGUGUAUAAGUCUCAAAAAACUUGUCAGAGAAAGUCCAGCUUGGUAAAAUGAACCGAUAUUGUGAGAAAAUUUCAACUGAACGGUUCAUAUAAUUCUGAAAACUUUAAUUUUUGUUUGCAACGCUCCAAAACUUUCAAGUUAAUUUUCUCUGCUCACUUCAAAACGUUUUCGAUAAGAAAAAUUCUUUGUAAUCUUUGAUCGUGUGAAAGUUUCAGGAAACUGUUCUCAACUAGCCCAUUUCAGGUUGUCAAUGCAGCUUAUUUGCUGUGUGCUCGGCCGGACAGCAAAACUGCUCAGGAGAACAUGGAAGCGUUCAGGAAACUCUGGUUCGACAGGGUACUUCAAUCGGACAUCUCUGAACAAGAGGAAUUUCUGAACUUCAGGUCAACCUCCUGACCAUGGCCAUUGAUGGUAUAACUACACUUGACGAUUUUCUCGCCGUCAGCGAGGCUCAUAUCGUAGAAGAUUGCAACGAAGGCAUCCAGGGAAUCACGGUAUUUUUUCUUUUGAAGUUUCUGGAUACGCCGUGUUUCAAGGCGCAUGCAUCGUCGCCGGAAAUGAAUCUGAAGAAUUGCCAAAGGGUCGACUGUGCCGCGGGAGCCAUCCGCGGGCGCGCCCUCCGCGUCUGUGCCGUCGUCGACGCCGAAAUGGACUUUUUGCAGCCCUCCGAGUACACAGAAAACGCCAAAAAUGCUGUUCGGAUACUGCGAGACAACCGUAAUUUGUUUUUCUAUAUUAUAAAAAAGAAAAAAAAACCUACAAACAAUUUUAAAAGUUUCAUCAUUUAUUUGUGCUAAUUUUAGCAUGGUGUCAAUUUUUGAGUAAGAAAAGUUUAAGCUGUUGAAAGAUAUUCAUAUUAUUUUUAAAUCACUUUCUGAAAUAGAAGAUAUAUUACAAACCCCUACAAGAAAAACUUUGGAAUUUUAGAAAAAAAAUCUUUUUGACUAAUCAUUUGAGAAAAAACAAAAUUCUUGUGUAAGUAUGUUUACCGAAAAUAAAAAAAUGUCUUGUCAAGCGCUUAUUUUUGACCUGAAAAGGAAAGUAAUUUUACUUUAUGGUUGGGAAUUUCUUAAAAACUGGCCAGAACUCUCCUUGAGGCACCAAAAUAAGGUCCUCAAAGUCUCACCCUGCACAACUUUCUCUUUUUUUGAGAAAUAAGAUCUCAAAGCCCAAAAAUAUCUCAUUUUACCGGAUUACGAAGGUUUUCUUUGAAUUUGAGGAGCCCUUUCUCUGAAACUAGGAUAUUGUGCAGACUGAGACUUUCAGGAACUUCAUCUGGUACAGCAAGGAGUUAUCCGGCCAAUUUCCAGGAAAUUCUGAACCGCAAGUAAAAUGACCUUCCUUUUAAAGUUCCUUUGAUUAACUUUUAAAAUAUGGGUUUCCUUCCAUGAUCCAUGAAGCAUAAACUUUCUUCAUAAGUUUACGAAAUCCUGGUCUUUUUCAGGAGUCAUGGAGUUCUCGGCAAGAGCUGGCGAUCUGGUGGACCGACAGCAAGCGAUGGGUCUCGGCUGGGACGCUACUCAGAAGUACGGACUCCAGUGAAAGACAGUAUUGCAAAGAUUUUGUUCAAGAGAUGAAGAAAUGAACGAGUUCAUCAACGCUUGCACACUUGUCCACGAGGCCGUCAAGGGCAUCCGAAAUGCGCUUCUCAUGAACCGAAACAUGCAGGACGUCGACUCGGACAACGAGUACGAGGAGGACGGCCAGACCGCGGCCGACACCAUGAGCAAGGCCAGUUUUCAUCUCCGUUUCGGAUUGUAUGAUUAGAACCCUUCGGAGAGGACUUCGGAAAGAUAAAAGCAUAAUGCCCAGAAAUAAAUAACAUUCAAUCGAGAAAAUGAGAAAGCUCCACACUGUGUCUAAUAUUUUCCGUUAACCCAUCAGGGUUUCAUCAAUAUGUCAAAGAGAUCGAAAAAAAUGAUUUUUAAAAAUCUUUUUCAGAUAUCUGACCAGGAAAAUCAACAGAGGUUGAUGCGAAGGCUACCGGAGGAAGACAAGAAAAAGAUCCAGGCGCAGAUUGAUAUUUUCAAGGUAAAUAAAGCAUAAUAAAAGUCUCCAGUGUUGGAAAUCCCGGUAUCAUUUUUAUUUUGAAAAAAUCUUUCUGAUGUAUUGUGGUAGAAAGAGAAUCGUACAGCUUGAUAACGAAAUAUAUUCAAAAAAUAUUUAUAAUAAAAAGAGGAAGUAGAAUUAUUCCCUAACCGGUAAAUUUGCUCGUGAGGGCUUAUAAAAAUGGCCUAUCUCGCUCUUAUAUUUCUUGCUAAAGCUAUGUCUCUUUAAUUGUAUCACAUGUUGCUCCAUGUGUCUGAGAGAAAUGAUUAUUGAAUGUAGAACUUGAAAAAACCUUCUUUUUUUGUUUUCUCUCAAGAUUAUGAGCUCAGAAGAAAUUAAAGCAAACCUUUCAGGUGGCACAAACGAGAUUCGAGAAAGAAGUCGCCAAAUGGGACGAAACUGGCAACGACAUCAUAGUGUUGGCCAAACACAUGUGCAUGAUCAUGAUGAACAUGACCGACUUCACCCGGUUCGUUCUUUUGUUUUUGAGUGCAACCAACUGGAUUGUGAGCUUUCCAUGACAUUUUAUUUUUUCUGUAAGUGUUCGUGAAUGCCCCACACGUCGAUUCUCGACAAACUAAACAAUUCUUGUAAGCUGCAACAAUGGCAGGGCGAUAAUUAGCCUUUUGUUCUAGAAAAGAUCUUGAGUUUGAAGAAACGACAGAGGAGCACAUAGUUGAUCGAUUAAUUUCUAAUUCUAAAAAAAUCGUAUGAGGGGGUCUCGAGAAGUAGUCAGUGUGGAAUCGCUUUUCUUACCCCUAGAAGUUAGAAUUCAUAUGAUAUCCAGAGAUUAUAGAGAAAGAAAGAGCAUCUAAAGUCCUUUUAACUGUAGGGAAUUAGACGGAACUUCAGAGAAACAAAGAAACAUGUGAAAUCGCUAUUCUGAACUCGAAGCUAGACGGCGCAGAAGAUGGAAGAAAAUUUUUUUUUCUUAAACAUUUUAUUUAUUUAAUAUUACGCCUUCACAUCGAUAGCUUUGAAAUCACAUAGCUUCUCUUGAGUUUUUUUUUUGUCGGAAUACAGUUUUUUUCCUUGUUUUUCCUUUCUCCCGAGAAAGAAAGUAACGGACUUUGAUGCCGGCAAUGUUUGACGAAUUGCAUGUGAUACAUUUUUUGGACAUUUUUCUUCAACUUGUUUUUGAACUUUGUUCCAUUCAACAUAUUUUGACUGAACAGUCCAAAGACACACAUUUUCGACUUCCGGUGUAAGGUUUGAAGUAUUCAGCGGAUGUGGACCAUUGAAAACAACGAUGGACGUGAUUCGCUCGGCGCAGGAAAUAUCCGUCGCCGGUUCUAAGGUUAAAACUUGCUCUUGAAGGCUGUCGAUGAUCUCUGGAUUGUUCAGCUGAACGCUUUGGCCAAACAAAUCGGAGAUGAAAGCGUCGAUUCGCAGUCGAAAAACGAUCUGAUGGCCUACCUCUCGCAGAUCACUUUGUACUGCCAGCAGCUGAACAUUUGCAGCAAGGUUGGAAAAAUUGGGAAAAUAAAAAAAUGUUCUCUUACAAUAUUCAAUCUUUAGCAGCUGAGGCAAAACGUAUUUUUUUUUAGCAGAAAUGGUUUUUUCAACUGAUGAAUUAAUAUAGCCAAGUUUUUGUGCAGUUAACUCAAAAAUCUGUUUUGAAUGGCAACUGUGUUAAGAAUUAAAGCAGAAUGGGAUCAAAAAAGUAGCUAUUAUAAGAUGAAUGUCGAAAAAUAGUUUGGAAAACAUUCAGAAGAAAAAAGAAGUCUAGAUAAGCCGCUCAAAAACGUUAUCAACCCCUGCUUUCUGUGUAAUGAGUAGCAUUUUUCUCCAUGAAAACGAUUUAUAUACGUCAAGUUUGGUCUAACCAUUAAAAUAUCACACUUUACGUAAAGUGAGACCACACAGAUUAGUGGAUCGUAUUGUCUAACUGGGAAGUUGUUCAGGUGAAAGCCGACGUGCAGCAGGUCGGCAACGAGUUGGUCGUGUCUGGCUUGGAUUCGGCCAUGUCUCUCAUUCAGACGGCCAGAAAUCUCCUGGGCGCUGUAGUGCAGACCGUUAAGGCCGCCUACAUUGCCAGUACCAAGGUAAUCGCCGUUCUGAGGCUUUUGAGAAGCUUUUUUCAAAAAAAAAAAAGAAAAACUAUGCAGUGCUCUUUUUUGGGUACCGUUUUACCUCUCUAAAGGUGACUCGUGAGUGAGCGAGAUCGGUCAGGUACAAAACGUUUUAUGAAGCUUAUUUUCAAGCAUCUUCACUUUUUCAAAGCUUCCACAUAUUCCAUCGUUUUGUGUUGGAAUCAAGGUUUCUAUAUGAGAAUAGUUUCUGUAUAUUCAUGUUUUAUGUUAUCGAAAAAAUAGUCAUCACGAACAAUCAGUGCCGAAAAUCUGCAGAAUGACAUUUUUUAUAAAUGAUGAGACAACUUUCUUCGAAUUUCUAGGUUUACUUAUUCAGAAGAAAAAAUUACGUUAUAAAAUGUUGACUUGAGAAAAUUUUCAUUUUUACUACUUUUUCUCAGGUUUUUUUUUUUCUUCGAUCUAGCUUUUUUCAUUUUCACUUCUUUUUUCAUCUCUUCUGAAAUAACUCGGGAACAAAUUUGGUUGAAAACAGUGUGCUCAACGGGAACGGGCUCUGGUCGAGUCGGCUAUGGCCCUGGGGGCAACUCAUUCAGCCAUCGACUACAACGAAAACGACGGAACUUUUUGCCCUGAAACGGGAAUCGGUGAGAGAUCGUCGGUCGGUCAUCGUCGUUGUCCGUUUUUUUCUCGUGCCUCUUUUUGAUUUCCGCCGAAACGCAUCCAAAUCGUCUUAGGCCGUGUACUUUGGUUCUUCUUUGUGUUGGUGUGUAUGCAAGCGUUGCUGACGUCGUCGCGUCGUGAUCGAUUCGUUUCCUGAUCUGAACCGAUUAUUAGUUCUCAUCAGUUUUAAUCUAGAUCAGUGGGUGAGCAUUAUUUUGCGUCAGAGGAAAUGAACCGAAAAAAAUUGCGUAAAUUCGUGCAAUUGAUUUUGGGAAAUCUUGAUGACGUAUUAAAGUGAAUUCGAAAAACAAAAACUUGAUACCUGAGUGAAUAUUUUAGUUCGGAAAGUUUUUUUUUUUGACAGACGUCCAUCUGUCUAAACGACCAAGAGGGUGUUUCCUCUCAUGUUUCGCUGCUGAUUCAUUUUUCGCACUUCUUGAUUUUUCUUCGAUGACAUUCUUUUCCUUUUUGAAAUCGCGUGAUUGAUUCAUUGGUUUUGUGAACUUUUGUAUCAUAGGAAUUCGAAAAAUUUAAAUCACAAAGAUGAUUUCAGCUUGCUUUGAAAAGGUGUAUUGGAGAUGUAUGUAGUUGAUCAGUUUAUUCAUUUUCACAUUAACCAUAUAAGAAUAUUACAUUCCUUGUUUUUAUAUUUGUGGUUUGCUGUGAUAAGUGUUGUUUCAAAAAAUGGAGGUAUGCAUUUUUAAAGACUCUGGUUAGAUAACCUGCACCAGGUCGUAAUUCUCGCCAUUUCAGUGUAGUUUGCUGUGGAACUUCUCGUUGUGAUUAUUGAUGUAGUGGUUUCUGACUCUUGAUAAUCGAGACAAUAAUAUAAUUUUUCAGUUUCGUCGAGCUAACUCGAGCAGCGUCCGCGUCGAGUGGCGGAUGGCUCCGCCGCGAAAGCAGCCUCUCGUCCGGCCUCAGAAAAAUAACGCCAUCAUUCGGUUCGUUUCUCUCUGAAACGAACAAGUAGCAACCUUUCUUUUCUUUCAACUUGAAUUAGCCUUCAUGAACGAGAACGUCUGUUCCGGAAACGUUUAUCUGAAAAAUUCAAUUCUUUCAAGCCUUUUUCUUUCACUUGUGGGAGUUAAAUCUUUUGUAGUUGAGCUCAGUCGUCUCUUAAAAUUAAUGGAAUGGAAAAAUUUGCUACAAAGAUGAGCUGGAUAAUACAGCUUUCUAAUCAAUGAAGAGCUUUUCGGAAGUUGUUAUGAAAUCCUUAUGUGUAGGCCUAAGUGCGGAGUCCCUGGGGCGGGGGCUCGUGAAUAAAUCUCAUCGGAUAUCGAGGCCAACCGAAUAUUUUUCAGUCGAGCCAGCGAACGUCGUCCUUUGCCGCCGGCGAAAGCGUUGGCCGAGUUCACGAUGCGUCGCUAA
Messenger RNA from Caenorhabditis auriculariae, 10381 nucleotides. The record is from the annotation of a GenBank genome assembly. Lineage: Eukaryota; Metazoa; Nematoda; Chromadorea; Rhabditida; Rhabditidae.